AGGAAGAACAACUUCGCCUGUGCUUGUGCCAUCAUAGCUUCCAUCAUCUCCAUCCUGAUGGGCUACGACACCGGGGUCAUGAGCGGCGCCAUGCUCUUCAUGGAGGAAGACCUCAAGAUCAAGGACGGUGAGGUGCAGAUGCUCGCCGGAAUAAUGAACAUAUGCGCGUUGGUCGGGUCGUUGACCGCCGGGCGGGUCUCGGACUCGAUCGGACGGCGCUACACCAUCGUCUUGGCCUCCCUCAUCUUCCUUCUCGGCUCGAUCUUGAUGGGGUUGGGACUCGACUACGCGAUGCUGUUCUCCGGGCGGUGCAUCGCGGGCGUCGGAGUCGGCUACGCACUGAUGGUCGCCCCGGUGUACUCCGCGGAGAUCGCCUCGCCCUCCACCCGGGGCUUCAUCACCUCCCUCCCGGAGAUCUGCAUCAGCUUCGGCAUCUUGCUCGGUUACGUCUCCAACUACAGCCUCUCGAAGCUGCCGCUGAUGUACGGAUGGCGCUUGAUGCUGGGCAUCGCGGCCGUGCCGUCCGUCGUGCUGGCUAUCGCCAUCCUGGCCAUGCCGGAGUCGCCACGGUGGCUGGUCAUGCACGGCCGCAUCAAGGACGCCAAGGACGUGCUGGUACGGGUGUCGAAUACGAGGGAGGAGGCGGAGUUGCGGCUGCGGGACAUCAAGGCGGCCGCGGGGAUCGACGGCGGCUGCACCGAUGAUGUCGUCCACACCAGCAGCGAGCACCGCGGGAAGGGCGUGUGGAAGGACCUGCUGCUCCGGCCGACACUCCCGGUGAGGCGCAUCCUGAUCGCCGCCGUCGGGAUCCACUUCUUCGACCACGCGACGGGGAUCGAGGCGGUGGUGCUCUACAGCCCGCGCAUCUUCAGGAAGGCGGGGAUCAGCCGCAGGGGCAAGCUCCUUUUUGUCACCAUGGGAGUGGUGGUGACCAAGACCGUCUUCAUCUUCAUUGCCACCUUCCUGAUGGAAAAGGUAGGGAGGCGACCGCUACUGCUGACUAGCUUGGCGGGGAUGCUGGUGUUCCUCUCGGGCAUGGGGUUCGGGCUGACCAUGGUAGAGCACAGCGAGGAGCGGUCGGCUUGGGCCAUCGCCGUGGUCAUCGCCUCCGUGUUCAUGUUCGUGGCUUUCUUCUCCAGCGUCCUGGGGGUGGUGACAUGGGUCUACAGCUCGGAGAUCUUUCCGCUAAGGUUGAGGGCGCAGGGGGCAAGCUUGGGGGUGGCGGUGAACAGGCUGAUGAACGGAGUAAUCUCCAUGACCUUCAUAUCGCUGUACAAGGCCAUCACCAUAGGAGGGGCCUUCUUCUUGUAUGCAGGCAUGGCGAUCCUGGCUUGGAUCUUCUGCUUCUGCUGCUGCCCUGAGACGAAAGGCAGGUCUCUGGAGGAGAUGGAGGAGGUCUUCUGCAGGGGGUGGAGUGAGAGGGCAGAAGUCAGGGCAGCUGUUGAGAUGAGAGCGGAAGCUGGCAUGGGAGAUGCACCUCUGCCAAAAAAUGAUCAGUCUAAAGGAUUAGGUCGUGCAUAA
This is a messenger RNA of Musa acuminata AAA Group (dessert banana), 1521 nucleotides long. Its product is annotated as probable polyol transporter 6. The record is from RefSeq and is a predicted model, not a curated record. NCBI's taxonomy places the organism in Eukaryota, Viridiplantae, Streptophyta, Magnoliopsida, Zingiberales, Musaceae. Bases 58 to 1521 code for a protein of 487 amino acids. The transcript has 2 exons. Gene Ontology annotation, cellular component: membrane. Gene Ontology annotation, biological process: transmembrane transport. Gene Ontology annotation, molecular function: carbohydrate transmembrane transporter activity.